Molecule: messenger RNA, 2928 nt
Organism: Melanotaenia boesemani (Boeseman's rainbowfish)
Lineage: Eukaryota; Metazoa; Chordata; Actinopteri; Atheriniformes; Melanotaeniidae
Gene: gtf2a1
Product: general transcription factor IIA, 1
Exons: 10
Coding region: 194-1363 (389 amino acids)
Biological process (GO): transcription by RNA polymerase II; transcription initiation at RNA polymerase II promoter
Cellular component (GO): transcription factor TFIIA complex
Source: RefSeq, a predicted model, not a curated record
ACAACGACUGAAGGAGGACGGCUGGGGAGUCGCAGCCUGGGAUUGUAAAUAAGACCGAUAAAACUGUGUUUUAUUUACAAACGUGAUGCCGGCUGUUUUAAAAUACUGUUCCCAGUUAUUUUAAGUCUUUUUUUUCGUAAUUUUUGGCUCUGUUUCUCGCCUAUUGCCGUGUGGUUUUUACACUACGCGUAUAAUGGCGAGCUCGGCUAACUCGAACCCAGUGCCUAAAUUAUAUAAGUCUGUGAUUGAGGAUGUUAUCAACGAGGUACGAGAGCUGUUCCUGGAUGAAGGAGUGGACGAGCAAGUUCUACUAGAGCUGAAAACGCUAUGGGAAAACAAACUAUUGCAGUCUAAGGCGGUGGAGGGCUUCCACACAGAGGAGCAGGCAGCCCUGCAGGCUGCUCAGCAGCAGCAGCAGGUUCAGCAUGUCCAACAAGUCCAGCAGGUGACUCAGCCGGCACAAACCCAGCAGGUCAUCCUGCCCCCUCAGCAACAGCAAGCUCCCCAGCAGCAAGUCAUAGUCCAGGAGUCAAAGAUUCUGCAGCACAUGAGUGCAACGGGGAUGAGUGCAGCAGCUACCGCAGCAACCCUUGCUUUGCCCACAGGGGUCACCCCUUACCCACAACUCAUCACCAGCCAAGGUCAGAUCCUGCAGGUGGUCCGCGGCCCUAACGGGACUCAGUACCUCAUCCAGCAGCCUCAGCAGCAGAUCGUGCUGCAGCAGCAGAUGCAGCCCGGCGGAGUGCAGGCACCAGUCAUACAGCAGGUCCUGGCUCCUCUGCAUGGAGGCCUUCCUCAGCAGACGGGAGUCAUCAUACAGCCGCAGCAGAUCGUCUUAGCAAACAAAGUCCAAGGCAACACGCAGCAGGUGAUGCAAGCGGCGGCCAUGGCGCCGCAACCCGGUCAAGGAGCACCAGCGGCUCAGGUGCAGUCGAUCCCGCAGGCCCAGGGUGCAGCUGCACCACAGGCCCCACCACAGCCUCAGGCCCCGCAGCAGGCUCAGCCUCAGGCUCAACCGCAGGCGCAGCAGCCUCCCAUGAUGCUGCAGGUGGACGGCGCUGGAGACACCUCCUCAGAGGAGGACGAAGACGAAGAAGAGGAGUACGACGAAGACGAAGAGGAGGAGAAAGACAAAGACGGCGGAGAGGACGGGCAGGUCGAAGAGGAGCCUCUGAACAGCGGCGAUGAUGUCAGCGAUGAGGAAGACCAGGAGCUGUUCGAUACAGAGAAUGUAGUGGUGUGCCAGUACGACAAGAUCCACAGAAGUAAGAACAAAUGGAAAUUCCACCUGAAGGAUGGGAUCAUGAAUCUGAACGGCAAAGAUUACGUCUUUUCCAAAGCCAUCGGGGAUGCCGAGUGGUGAAGGAGAAAGCAAAACAAACCAGCGCGUUAGAGCAGGAACUCUGUAACUUCUUCUAUCCAGUUAACAGACUCUUCAGCAUCCUUCCAUAUCCUGUGACUGGAUUCCUUCAGGAAGCGACUUCUGAGUCUUUUUGAGAACUCUACAAAACCCAAAGGAUUGUGAGGUACUGUAAAACCUGGGUGUCAUCCAUGGAAAACACUCGACUAGCCUUGCGGGAUGAAAACUAGCGGGGGGAGGGGAGAACCCAGGAACAGAGCAUUGUUUCCCUUUUUUUUUUCUUCUUCUUCUUUUUCUUCUUCCAGGCUUCUCUGCCUUUUCCCGAGAGAAUUAAAGCAUUUCACAUCACACAGGUGUAGUGGACCAGGGUGACCCGACCUGCCUCGCCACACGAGGUCAGGGGUCAUUCCUAAUAACCCCGUAGAUGAGAUGAGUUAUCUAAUGCACUGUAGUCGGUUGGCUGGAUUGACUCGUAUCUACUUUAAGUCCAAACUUAGUGCCACCAGUCAAAAUCGCUGCCUUUUAGAAAGACCAGAAUUACCUUUUUGGCUUCUAUAUUUUUCUUUUUUGGAUCUUAGUUCGAUCUCAAUGUUUAUGAAAAUGGUGCUCCAGAGUGUUUUAUGUACCGUUUAAUUUUUUUUUCUUUUUAAAUGUGGUCAAUGAAGGGUUGAGAAAAAGGUCAAAUAUUAAUUUAAAAAAAAUUCUCAUGAAGGCUUUUUUUUUUUCAAUCUUCCAAAUUAAGAAAUACUGUUAUUUUUUUCUCCCCAUUUGCUUCUCUGGAGCUUCAUUCCAUCUUUAUCCUAAAAAAAAUUACAAAAACAGUACCAAAAUGAAAGAAUUAAUUCAAGAAUUGUACAAAUCAUCUGGAAGUUUGCCAUGUUGGUGUAUCUUUGUUGCUCUUAUGUUUGAUUUCACUGCAGCCGUCUGAAGAUUUGCACUGUCAGCUUAUCAAUGUGUUGUGAGGUCAGUCAGUCCAGGUAAUCAAUAGCCACAUCGUUCUCUGCUCUGUCCAUUUGUGUGUGUGUGUGUGUGUGUGUGUGAGAGAGAGAGGCAGUGACUGACUGUAAAGAUGUGUGUGUGUGUGUUUGCUGUCACUUUUCCCUGACAAAGGUUUUUCUUGCACACUCUGUAAAUCUGAAAAUGCCACAUUUACAGCAGUGAGGGUGGUGUCCAUUCUUUAUAUAUUUAUUGCUGAAAGUUCAUAAUUUUUCCUUUUUUUUUUUUUUUUUUCUUCUUUUUUAAGGCUGGAAAGCGGCACCAAACUGUGCUCUUAUUAUCUAUUAAGUGUUCCUUUUUUUUGUUUUGUUGGCUGGACAAAAGUUAUUUAACGCUGAGUUCCAAAUCAUUUCGUCCACCAUAUGUUUUUGUUUUAUUCAUAACUUUUAAAAUGAGAAUAUUUUCUAUCGAAGUGAGUUUAACUCGAAGGGAGGGAAGUGGGUGGGAUGGAGAGGGGGGGCUGUGUGUAUUUCUGCAGUUUGUUUUUAGUGCCCUGUUGCAGCAAUUUGAAAUAAAGUCUGUGUUUUUUGACUGCUGCGUCAGCUUGGUUGUUGGUUAAGUCGUGUGUUUUC